CAAACCAUAAUAUUAUUUUAAAAUUUAACUUCACAAUAAAAUGAAUAAAUAAUUGGUUUCGUGGUUUCGUAGUUAGUGUAUUAUUCCAUAGAAUUGUAAUAGAUAAUAUUGCCGCUGUAUACAAGAAUAUUUCACAACUCGAAAUCAAAAUGAACAGCUUGAAAAAUAUGUUUAGACCUACGAAACCAAUUUCUAAAAAUGUUUCAUUUAAACCAGACGAACUCAUAUCCAACAGUCAAAAGUUGAUGUUGGAACUUGGUAUUAUCAGACAAAGUGCCAACGGAUUAUACCACUUACUGCCUCUUGCUCAGCGAUCUUUAGAUAAGUUGAUUUUCAUUAUAAAUAAAAAUAUGAUGGAUAUUGGCGCUCAGAAGAUUUCUAUGCCCGUAUUGAUACACAGUAACUUAUGGAAAAAAACAGGUCGGUUAAACAAAAAUAUUGAAGAUUUAUACUUAGUGAAUGAUCGCAAAAGCAAAGAGUUCCUACUAAGUCCGACUCAUGAAGAGGUCGUUACUGAUUUAUUUAGUUCAGAUCCUAAGACGUACAAGCAGUUACCUUUAAUGUUGUAUCAAGUUGGCACAAAAUUCAGAGAUGAGAUUAGACCUAAGUUGGGCAUUAUCAGAUCCAAAGAGUUUCUUAUGAAAGAUUUAUAUUCAUUUGAUAGAGAUCAAACAAGUGCUACAUUUACGUACAACAAAGUUUGCCAAGCCUAUGAAAAGAUAUUUAAGCACAUUGGUGUUAAAUUCAUAAGAGUUGAAGGUGCUUCAGGAAUGAUGGGCGGAAAUCAAUCCCAUGAAUUUCAUUAUCCGGCCGAAGUUGGAGACGAUACAUUAUUACAGUGUAAGAAAUGUGGUUUUGGAAUGAACAAAGAAAUGUCACCAGAGUCUGUCCAGUGUCCUAAAUGCUCUAGUACUGAUAUUGAAUUUACAAAGGCUAUCGAAGUAGGCCACACUUUUCACCUAGGCACAUUUUAUUCAAGUGCCUUGUCUGCCACAUAUUCGGACACAGACGGCACCAUGAAACCUCCAUAUAUGUGUAGCUAUGGUUUGGGUGUUUCCCGAAUAAUCGGUGCAUCUGUGGAAUGUUUGAGCACACAAGAUGUAAUUCAAUGGCCACGGUCAAUAUCUCCAUUUACCAUUUGUAUAAUACCAGCCAAAGAAGGCAGUAUCGAGGAAAACGCUUCUCUGAAUAAUGUACACUCCCUCUACAAUCAUUUUACUGAAAUAUUUGGAGAUGAUAUUAUUGUUGACGAUCGAACCCAUAUGACUAUUGGCAAGCGAUUAAUUGAAGCAAAGAAAUUAGGAUUUCCAUUUGUAGUCGUUAUGGGAAAGAAAAUGAACGAGACCCCCUCUUUGUACGAACUGUAUGAAGCUAAUACAAAUAAAUCUGAACAUUAUGAACUAAGUAAUUUAAUUAAUUAUUUAAAGCAACAAUGUUUAGACAAAAUAUGAGUAUUAUUUAGUUUAAAGAUAUAUAAUUACUAUAUUAAUUAGUUUUAGUAAUAACUUGUGAUAAUAAAAUUGUCUUUUUUUUUUUUAAAUGCAUAAACAAUUUGUUUUAUUUUAUUUUAUUGUAUAUGUUUAUACUUUAUAUAACUUAAUCUAAAUAGUGCACUUCCAUUUUAUACAUUAAUAUUGGAAAUUGUAAUAUAUUCUAUUCAGAUUUGCAAUAAGCAAGUUUUAAAACUUAAAACAAAUGAGAAUUAAAUAUUUAAAUAAUAAGGGGUAUGAAUAAUAUUGAAAAAUUCUAUGAAAAUGUAUUUGUGUAUUUCUAAUAAUAUGGAAAUAUAUUAUGGUUUAUUGAGCGGUUUGAGGGUAAAUACACCUAUUAUCAAUAUGGUAGAAGAGAAGUUAAACUAUGCCUAUAUAGAAGUCAAUUUUAGCAAUUUUAAUUACUAAAUUCGGUAUAUCACAAGUUUUAGAGCUAAAUAUUGGACAUUAAAAAUAAAAUAUCGAAAAUCGACUUAUACAAGCCUAGAUAAACUUCUUCUCUUCAAUUUGUAUAAUAGGUGCUCAUACUGUAAUGUCACUCAGUAAGCUAUAUUAUUAUUGGAAAUAGAAAACAGAGUUUCAGUGUUUCACUAAAAUUGACAUUUGUAAUUAGUGUGUAAAGUGCUGCGUUACUGACAUGUGCGUGUGUGCUCCGCUAUUUAUUAUAUACACUGUCACUUACACUAAUGAUCACCUACUACGCAUACAUUUACACGACCGGCGUGCACACAAAUAGAAAAUUGCCUAUAUUCAAUAUUGACCUCCUUAAAAUCGGCUGGUAUCCAUACCCCUUAAUAUUACUGAAAAAACAAAAAUAAUACUUAAUGUCUUUACCAAAAUGUUUGGUGAAUAUGUUGACCGAUAUCAAUCGAUUAAAGUACCACUGUUUGUGAACACACAUUUCAUGUAUAAGUCAGUAUUCAUCAAAAUAAUUAUGUAAAUUUCAAAAAUUGUUCAACUUGUUAAUAUUCAUUGGACACAGUCAACUUUAGUACUUUACAGUAACAUGUAUAAUAUUAUGUUUUUUAGGAAAGAUAAUUAUUUUAAUACAUUAGACAUUUUGUUGAUGUCACAAAUUACAGGUAAUUUCUUGUCUUUUUUAGAGUAGCUUGUAAAAUUUUGGCCGAAUAAAAAAAAAAAAUGAUAAUUAAACCAAUAGAAACGCAA
This is a messenger RNA of Acyrthosiphon pisum (pea aphid), 2657 nucleotides long. It is a transcript of the gene ProRS-m, whose product is annotated as prolyl-tRNA synthetase 2-like protein, mitochondrial. Gene Ontology annotation, biological process: prolyl-tRNA aminoacylation. The transcript is spliced from 5 exons. Gene Ontology annotation, cellular component: mitochondrion; cytoplasm. The coding region runs from base 150 to 1451 and encodes 433 amino acids. Lineage: Eukaryota; Metazoa; Arthropoda; Insecta; Hemiptera; Aphididae. The record is from RefSeq and is a predicted model, not a curated record. Gene Ontology annotation, molecular function: ATP binding; proline-tRNA ligase activity.